AUGAGAACUUAAAAUCAUCCUCUAAUACACAAUCCAACUUUACCUACAGUUUCUAAUUAAGAAGAUUCAUUCUAUGAGAAUAAUUUAUAUUAUUUAAAUAGAGCAUCUUAAGAGAGAGUUUAUUAACCUUUUACAUAGAGAAUAAAUGAUAAAACAAAAAAUUAGUAAAGAAACAAAUAUCUUGAUCCUGAGAAUAAAAAAAUGGAAUUUUUUGAAUAGUUAUAAAAACAUCAAUUAUAUUAAGCAAAACUUGAUAAAACUGUCCAAUACUAUUCAUCUUAAAAGAAAGACUCAUUUUAAUAAUCAGUUAAUUCAAGUAAAGGAUAAUUCAAAAUUGCAAGUUUAAAAGUUUCUGAAAGAAAUAGGAAUUUGAGUGAACGAACUGAUUAUAUACAUCAAUAAGUUAAGGAACACAAUAUAAUUGAUGAUAUAGUAUAAAAUUAAGAUCUAAUUACAAAAUAAAAGGGUUUAUUAGAAAAAGUCUAGGAUCUAAAGAAAUUAAAAUUAUUAAAGUAAUACAAAUUCAAUCAGUAUUAUAAAAUAAUUAUUUUUUUAGUUAUUGUUUACCAGGAGUAGGUAAAUCUCCAUAUGUAUUUAAUGAUACUCAUUCGAAAUGUACAAAUCCAGGUUAUUCAAGAAAUAUUGAAGGUGGAAAGUUUUUCACUAGAUGA
Messenger RNA from Paramecium pentaurelia, 671 nucleotides. The record is from the annotation of a GenBank genome assembly. Lineage: Eukaryota; Ciliophora; Oligohymenophorea; Peniculida; Parameciidae.